AUGGCAUCUGUCAGGCUGGAAAACUUGCUCAAGUACCUGUGGAGGAGGUCAACAGGAAUCUCUUUCAUUGAUGAGCUGCCUGACUGGAGCUAUUUGAUCCCAGUGGAAAUGGAAUUAUGUCAUCAACAUGUAACUGAAGAUGAGGAGCCAGUUUCUGAGGAAACAUGUGUGCUAAUGGACUGUCCUUCCCCAAGUGGAUUUUCUGUUGGUGUUUGGUCUGAGACCUGCACUGGAGAUCCAUGCGAUGUGCAGACCAGAGAAGUCACAUGCACCAGGAAAAGUCCUCCUUGUGAUGAGCAGGAAAAGCCCUUGGAAUCUAGGACCUGUGGAGAAAUUCAAUGCGGUUCAUGGGAAAUUGAUGAAUGGUCACGGGAGGCAUGCGAAGACUGGAGCGUGGACGAGUGGAGCGACUGCGACCAACUUUGCGGUCCAGGAUUAGAGCACAGGACUGUUUCGUGCCCUGUGAAGCCCUGCAAUCCCAGUUCCAGACCAAAGGCCAUCCGCCCUUGUUUCGGCUACGAAUGCUAGCUGAUGAUAAUCAUCUUUCCUCAGCUGAUACUGAAUAUAUAUGCAGAAGCCUUUGUAUACCUGUAGAUCCUUACUGCAGGCAAUAUUGUCUAAUUGCAAGCAGGCAUAUCUUUUGGGUCACUGUCUCACUGAGCGCAUACAACUGCUGAUGAUAUGUGAAUAAAAAAGUGCUCUUUAUUCUAG
Messenger RNA from Notodromas monacha, 711 nucleotides. The record is from the annotation of a GenBank genome assembly. Lineage: Eukaryota; Metazoa; Arthropoda; Ostracoda; Podocopida; Cyprididae.